AGCAAAUGCUAUAACUGGCAAAAACAUUUUGCGCAAGAAAAUUUGCAAAUUUCUAUUUACCGUAGAUUAGUAAACUGGCAGAAACAAACCAGUGCACUUACCAACAGCAACCAAUCAGCAAUUAGUUGUGAUCACUUUACUGCACAGAUGUAACUGGUUUGUAUGGGUAACAGCACUGGUACAAUUUAGCACCUAUUUUAGUAAGUGGGCCUGCAACAUUGUAGCAUGUGUCCCUCCUUCAUAGUACAUUGUGAGAAUCUGUAAUACAACAAUGAUUUAAUUUGCCUUCAAAACUAUGCGAAUGGUGAUAUAAAUAAUGUAAGUAAAUGUCAGUUGUUGGCUGAGAGUUAGGCAGUGAGCAAAAAUAAACAAAAAUGAAAAGUAUGCAGCUAUAAAAUGGAUAAUAAACUCUCAACUUUCAACCAGUGCUGUGUCCGGAAAUGGGACUCCUGUCAGGGACUCAAUCAAAUGGGGGACACCUGCAUUUAACUUCUACAUAAUAUUAACUACUAUCAUUGCCCUAGUGAAUCAGACGGGUGGGGUGCUGGGAGCUGUAGGGGAUGUGCAAGUUCUUAUUUACUCUUCAAGGGGUUGGGUCCUUAAAUGCCAUUUUACCACCUGUAAAAAUAAAACUAUAAUCUGUUUCAAACAGCGUAAUCACUGGAAUUUACCAGUCAUGGACUUCAUUGCUAAACUUUCCACCAAUAGGAACAGGGACCACAUUAUAAAGUCUCUAUAAAAUGUAAGCACACACUAACUGCACUCAGCAACAUCGGUAAAUCGUUGUGGGUGAAAGGUUUAGAAUGGGACCAAGGAAAUGUUUCCCUUUAUUAUUUGCAUUUCUGCUAAUUUUCUCGACAAAAUCUUCUGGUGUUCAACUUAAUAAAGGUGGUUAUGAAGAUAUUUUGAUUGCAAUAAACCGAGACCUGUCGGAAGAUAACAAAAUCAUUAAUAAUAUCCAGGAUAUGGUGAAGGAGGCUACACAUUAUUUGUUUAAUGCUACAAAGAAAAGGCUGUUUAUAAGAAGCGUUAAAAUUCUGAUUCCCAGUACAUGGACCUCAAAAGAUAUUUAUGAACUGCGUCAGAGAGAAACAUAUGAAAAGGCAGAUGUUGUAAUUGCUAGCCCUUACCUAAAAAAUGGUGAUGACCCAUACACUUUACAAUAUGGUGACUGUGGAGAACAGGGUAAACACAUUCAUCUGACACCUGGAUUUCUUCUGAAAGCAAGCCUGAUCUCUGUGUAUGGACCUAGAGGUAGAGUAUUUGUCCAUGAAUGGGCUCACCUACGAUGGGGGGUAUUUGACGAAUACAACAGUGAUAGACCAUAUUAUAUUUCUGGAAAUCUCACAAUAGAAGCAACAAGGUGUUCAGUUCACAUUAAUGGAAAUAAUGUGAUGGCUAAACGCACAGGCGAGUCAUGUGUAGCAAGACCUUGCAAAUUUGACCCUAAAACAAAUGUUUUUGAAAAAGGAUGUGCCUUUUUCCCCAAAAAGAACCAGCUCACACAGGAAUCAAUUAUGCACAUGCAGGCACUGCCUUCUGUAUCUCAGUUCUGUGAUGAAAGCAACCAUAAUAUUGAAGCUCCAACUCUACAAAAUAAAAUAUGUAACUCUAGAAGUACAUGGGACAUCAUUAGGAAAUCACCAGACAUUAUUUCCACAAAUCCCAUGGAAAGCAACUAUUACCCGGAACCUUCUUUCUCAUUCCUGCAGUACAAGGAACGGGUGGUCACGUUACUACUUGAUGUUUCAGGAACUAUGGCUAAUAAUAAUCGCACUGUGCGAGUGUUCCAGGCGGCUGAUGUCUUUCUUAGUCAGAUCAUUGAAAGAGGGUCUAAUAUUGGGAUUGUUGAGUUCUCCAAUUAUGCAUACAUAAUUUCACAUCUAAAACCAGUAAUCAGCGAUAAGGACCGUGAACAGUUAAAAUCACAUAUUCCGCGUUCUACAACAAAUAGGGAAUCAAACAGUUGUGAAGGAAUCACAAGGGCUCUUGAGGUUAACCAGAAACUGUAUGGCUCAACUUAUGGGACUGAGAUAAUAUUAAUCACAGAUGAAGAAGUCAGUCUCAUGAAUAAUGAGUGCAUUGAUACAAUAAAUGCCAGUGGAUCAGUCCUCCAUGUCAUCACUCUGGGAGAAGAAGCAAUGCAGAAACUCGACCUAAUCGCUGAUAUGACAGGUGGAUUGAAAUAUUUUGCAACAGAUAAAAUAGAUGCAAAUGAUCUGAUUGAUGCUUUCGCUAGCAUGUCGGCUCAAAGUGGGAAUAGUUUUCAGAAACCCAUUCAGCUAGAAAGCACAAACUCGUAUGUGGAGCCAAAUGAGUGUUUGAAUGGAACCGUUUUUGUUGAUGAAACAGUGGGGAAUGGAACAUUUUUUGUAGUCACUUGGCAGACUUCAGAACCAGCCAUCAAUCUGAAAGACCCCCAGGGAAAAAUAUUUACUGGCGAACAAUUCACCAGUAACUCCAAUUCAACGUUGUCUAGGCUUCAGAUCCCAGGCACAGCUGAAAGUGGACCUUGGUCUUACAGUAUUUGCAAUCAUAUACAUUCAUCUCAAGCAAUAGGUGUCAUUGUGACCUCCAAGGCUGCCAAUGAAACUAUCCCUCCUCUUACUGUAACUGUGUUUGUGAAAAAUGAAACAAGCAAAUAUCCAAAUGCAGUUGUAGUCUAUGCAUCAUUAAAUCAUGGUUUACUGCCUGUGAAUGGAGCCAAAGUAACAGCAUUCAUAGACCAUGAAAGUGGAAAAUCCUCAACACUUGAACUCUUUGACAACGGAGCAGGGGCCGAUAUUGUGAAAAAUGAUGGCAUAUACUCAAAGUAUUUCUUUAAUUUCACCCGAAGUGGAAGAUAUAAAAUAAAAGUACGUGCCGAGGGAAAAGCAAUUGAAACCAGACUCCUACCAGUCAGGAAUAAUGUGCUUUAUCUACCAGGCUAUGUGGAAGAUAGUAAGAUAUAUUUGAACCCUGAAAGGCCUAUACAGAAUGAUGAUGCGCAGUUAGUUCUGGGAUCAUUUACCAGGAUAGCUACAAGUGGCUCCUUUACGAUAUCUAAUGCGUACAAAGAUGCUGCACAGGACAACUAUAAACCCUGCAAGAUAACAGACUUGGAGGCAAAGAUAGAAAAAGAUAACUUUGUAUUAACUUGGACAGCAACUGGGGAUGAUCUGGACCAAGGCAAAGCUUCAAGCUAUGAACUCCGAAUGAGCAGCAGUCUCCGUGAAUUAAGAGACAACUUUAAUAGUUGUUCUUUAGUAAAUAUCUCCAUUGUGCCCCAGUCUGCUGGAUCAAGGGAAACCUUUGAAUUUAUACCACCAGAUUUAUCUAUUAGGAAUGGCACUAAUUUUUAUUUUGCCUUGGUUGCCGUUGAUAAAACUUCAAAAGCAUCAGACAUGUCUAAUAUUGCACAAGCUGUAAUUUUAAUUCCUUCAUCCCCUGCUUCUACUGUAUUCACUAGGCAAAAACGCAGCGCAGGGCACUGAUCAUAACCCACUUAUACCCAUAAACCCACACCAAAGUGUCACCUAACAAGUUAAUAAAUUAUAUUCUAAAGUGUAGUAGCUUCUCUAAUGUUCCUUUUUUGUGUGUGUAUGUGUAUAUAUAUAUAUAUAUAUAUAUAUAUAUAUAUAUAUAUAUAUAUAUAUAUAUAUAUAUAUAUAUAUAUAUGCCUUUUAUCACACUUUUCACACUUUGUAAGCUGUCACAGAGUUAGUCUAGCCAUGCCAAAUUGAUGC
This is a messenger RNA of Xenopus laevis (African clawed frog), 3725 nucleotides long. It is a transcript of the gene clca2.L, whose product is annotated as chloride channel accessory 2 L homeolog. The coding region runs from base 804 to 3473 and encodes 889 amino acids. The transcript has 14 exons. The record is from RefSeq and is a predicted model, not a curated record. Lineage: Eukaryota; Metazoa; Chordata; Amphibia; Anura; Pipidae.